Messenger RNA from Rhodamnia argentea, 1395 nucleotides. RefSeq lists its product as uncharacterized. The record is from RefSeq and is a predicted model, not a curated record. Lineage: Eukaryota; Viridiplantae; Streptophyta; Magnoliopsida; Myrtales; Myrtaceae. The transcript has a single exon. Bases 1 to 1395 code for a protein of 464 amino acids.
AUGGAAGCCCGUGCAGAUGAUGAAGCGCAGAAUCGAAAUCUAGGAGCCGCCGCCUUCGCGGAGAUCCAAGAUUUAAGGGCUAUGUUGAUCCGAUUAUCUACCGAAGUCAGAGCGCUUUCAGUACAACGAAAUCGGAAUCAAGUGCGGCUUCCGCCGCCGGUUGAGAUGCCUGGUCUUGUUGAUGACCUCCCAGCAAAUCCGGUCGUUGAAGAUGCGGUAACUCAAGUUCUUGCGCCCGCUCCUCUUGAUCCCAUUUCAGCAGCCAUCUCGGCCCGAUUAGAGGAGGAAACUAAAAAGCGAUUUGCCGAUCCGGAGCAACAGCUCAAGGACAAACAUGGACUCGAAAAUGUCGGGGAUCUGUCCCGAUAUGACAAGAUCGACUUUCCCGAUAAGUUUAAAGUUCCAUACUUCACGAAGUAUUUCGGCAAGGGUGAUCCGAGGGCACACUUAGUUUAUUACACCAAUCGGAUGGGUCGGUACGUCAAGAAUGUUCCUUUGCUGAUACAGACUUUCCGGAACAGUUUGGAGGACGCGGCGCUUAUUUGGUUCUUGGAUAUGAAGCCGGAUAAAGUUACAAGAUGGGAAGAUUUGGCGAAGGCAUUCGUAGAACAAUACCAAUACAACACCGAGAUGGCUCCAACAAGGGAAGUGUUGUCCCGUACGAUCAAGAAGAGAGACGAGUCAUUUAGGGUUUUUGCACAUAGAUGGCGCGCUUUGGCUGCUGAAGUUCGCCCACCUCUCGAGGAACCCGAGAUGAUCAGCAUGUUUGUAAAAACUCUUCCAAAUGAGUUUUAUCAAAAGCUCAUUGGAGCAGGAUUUCAAAAUUUUCCCUUGCUCGUCGAAGCCGGGGAGAGAAUUGAGGGUGGAAUGCAUGAAGGAAGAAUAGCGGAAGGUGCCAGCAGAAGGGCACCAAUCAGAAAAGAAAAGGAGGUCGAAAUAUCCUUUGUUCAAGCUCCAGUUACCCGAUCGACGCCAACUUCCCAACUUGCCCCCAAUCGGAUGGCGUCUGCAUCCGGAAGUUAUCGGAAUAGCGGAUAUCAGAAUACUCAGCUCGGAAAGCCAAGACAGUUUACUCCAUUGCCGAGGCCAUUAUCACAACUUUUACCCGCUUUGUUAGGCAAACAACUUGUGACUAAAGAAGUUGCUCGAGCUAACCCCCCGAAGUAUCGUGGGUUCGACCUUUCCAAAUCCUGCGCUUUUCACACGGGAGAAAGAGGGCACGACGUUGACGGUUGCUACGUCCUCAAGCAUAAAGUCCAGGAUCUUCUAGAAGGAAAUCGUUUGUCGUUUAAGGAUUUCGAGCCGAAUGUGCAGAGAAACCCGCUACCGUGCCACGCCCCAAAUGUGGCGAUCAUUGAAGAGGUGAGAAGCGUCACCAAGAAGAGAUUCGAAUAG